Molecule: messenger RNA, 531 nt
Organism: Mus pahari (shrew mouse)
Lineage: Eukaryota; Metazoa; Chordata; Mammalia; Rodentia; Muridae
Gene: Caps
Product: calcyphosine
Exons: 4
Cellular component (GO): vesicle
Source: RefSeq, a predicted model, not a curated record
AUGUACUGUGGCCAGGGGUGUGCACUGUUCACCUGUACCCAUAAUGGACACCGUGAACACCAUCAUGGAGGGGCCUCGGGCAUCCAAGGACUGGCCAGAGGAUUUUGUUACCUGGACAAGGAUGGCAGCCGGCCCCUGGAUGAAGGGGAGCUGAGGUAGGGCCUGACACAGCUGGAGCUGGAGGUGGACAAGGCAGAGGCAUGCAGAUGCUGGGACUGUGAUGGCAGUGGGACCCUGGAGGAGUUCCUAUGGGUGCUACGGUCACUGCCCCCCUCCCAUAGCCCCCCCCUGUCCCAGACUCGGGAAGCUGUCACUGCAGCUGCUUUUGCCAAGCUGGACCGAACUGGGGAUGGUGUGGUGACUGUAAAUGACCUGAGGGGUGUGCAAUGGGGAGUGGACAGAGGAAGCUGCCUCCCCACAAGGCAGUAUCCUUGGUCUGGGUCCCCCUCACAGCCACAGGUCACACUAGCUGAGUUCCAAGACUACUACAGCGGACUCAGCGGCUACAGACCUAGUUUGUGGCAAUGGUGA